GUGGGGCCGGCGAGGCACCGCGGGUGGUGCGCUGGCGAGAUGCUGGUGCAUGGAGUGGGGCGCACGAGCAUGGGGGGCGCAAGUGAGAGGGCGUGAGGGCGUCACGGCUGGGGCGAGAGAAACGGCGCAGCUGGCGCAAGGCAAGCGGAACAAGGCGGCGGGAAGUGAGAGGCAUGCCCGGCGUCUCUAGCACGUCUCUUCUGCCUCAUCCGCACGCGCACUGCUCACUCCACUCGCCAGGCCGCGCGCAACGGCCUCGUCUACGGCGCCAAGAUCCGCUUCCCGCACGCCCUGGUCAUGUCCAUCCUCUUCGGGCGCGGCUCGUAUGCCGACCGCAUGCGCUUCGUCCUCACGGCCACGCGCCAGCACGCGACGAAUCUCUGCAAGUUUGCCUCGCUCUACAAGGCCGUCACGAUUCUGCUGCGGCGGACGCGCGGAGGCAAGCCGAAGGGUGGGGAUGCGUUUCUGGCGGGCGUGGUGGGAGGAUAUGCAGUGUUUGGCGAGAGAAACGCGGUCAAUGAACAGAUCGUGCUCUACUGCGUCGCCCGCUGCGUCUCUGCCCUCCUGCCCCGGCAGCAAGUGGCUUCCAACUGGCCGUCCGACCGGCCCAUUCCGACCGAGAGCAAGACGUUCAGUGUAUUUGCGGCCGUCGUAUGGGGAAGUGUCAUGUGGCUGUUCGAUCAGCGACGACAGAAUCUGCAGGGUGGACUGGUCAACUCGAUGGACUAUCUUUACGUCAACGCGGAGAAGUGGCAGAAGUACGUGCUCUUCGCUCUAGACUGGAUGCCGAGCCUGCGAUCACAGUUCUGCAUGCUGACACCUCCCCUCGCCCCUCCUCUCUCGCUCUUCAGCCUGCGCACACUCAUUUGGCACAACAAGUAGACUUGCCCGGCCUGCUUUUCAGUCGCUUCGCCUCUCGCGGCGCUACCGCCUCUCCAU
Molecule: messenger RNA, 939 nt
Organism: Tilletiopsis washingtonensis
Lineage: Eukaryota; Fungi; Basidiomycota; Exobasidiomycetes; Entylomatales
Exons: 3
Coding region: 298-882 (194 amino acids)
Cellular component (GO): peroxisomal membrane
Source: RefSeq, a predicted model, not a curated record